Messenger RNA from Sarcophilus harrisii (Tasmanian devil), 4027 nucleotides. It is a transcript of the gene CACNB1, whose product is annotated as calcium voltage-gated channel auxiliary subunit beta 1. Gene Ontology annotation, cellular component: voltage-gated calcium channel complex. Bases 141 to 2081 code for a protein of 646 amino acids. Gene Ontology annotation, molecular function: protein binding; high voltage-gated calcium channel activity. Gene Ontology annotation, biological process: calcium ion transmembrane transport; chemical synaptic transmission; neuromuscular junction development. The record is from RefSeq and is a predicted model, not a curated record. The transcript has 14 exons. Lineage: Eukaryota; Metazoa; Chordata; Mammalia; Dasyuromorphia; Dasyuridae.
GAGGGAGGGAGGGAACGGGGCAUCUGGAGGCUGGGUGUCUCUUCUCUCCCCUGGAUUUCCCCCUGAGCUGUGAGUGAGCCGCCUCGGGCCGGGCCGGGCUAGGCUGAAGCUGGGGCUGGGGCGGGGUGGGGGGCCUCUCCAUGGUACAAAAGACCAGUAUGUCUCGGGCCUCUUAUCCACCCACCCAGGACAUCCCGAUGGAGGUCUUCGACCCCAGCUUACAGCAGGGCAAAUACAGCAAAAGGAAGGGACGGUUUAAACGUUCGGAUGGCAGCACCUCAUCUGACACCACUUCUAACAGCUUUGUCCGCCAGGGCUCGGCAGAGUCCUACACCAGUCGGCCCUCUGACUCAGACGUGUCCCUGGAGGAGGACAGGGAAGCCCUGAGGAAGGAGGCUGAGCGCCAGGCCCUGGCCCAGCUUGAGAAAGCCAAGACCAAGCCAGUGGCAUUUGCGGUGAGGACGAAUGUGGGCUACAACCCAUCACGGGCGGAUGAGGCCCCUGUCCAGGGCCUGGCCAUCACCUUUGAACCCAAGGACUUCCUGCACAUCAAGGAGAAAUACAACAAUGACUGGUGGAUAGGACGGCUGGUGAAGGAGGGCUGUGAGGUCGGCUUCAUCCCCAGUCCAGUCAAACUGGACAGCCUGCGGAUGGUACAAGAGCAGAAGAUGCGGCAGAACCGGCUCAGCUCCAGCAAAUCGGGUGACAACUCCAGCUCCAGUCUGGGCGAUGUCGUGACUGGCACCCGAAGACCUACUCCGCCAGCCAGCGGUAAUGACAUGACUAACUUAGCUUUUGAGUUAGAUCCCCUAGACUUAGAGGAGGAAGAAGCCGAGUUCUGCGACCAUACAGGCUCCCCUAAGCCUAGUGUUAGCAGUAUCACCACCCCGUCUCCCCAUGGAAAGCGAAUCCCCUUCUUUAAGAAGGCGGAACAUGUUCCCCCUUAUGAUGUGGUACCUUCCAUGAGGCCCAUUAUCCUGGUGGGACCAUCACUCAAGGGUUAUGAGGUCACAGAUAUGAUGCAGAAGGCUUUAUUUGAUUUCUUAAAGCAUCGAUUUGAUGGCAGGAUCUCCAUCACUCGAGUAACAGCUGACAUCUCUCUUGCCAAACGUUCUGUCCUCAACAACCCUAGCAAACACAUCAUUGUUGAGCGCUCCAACACUCGCUCCAGUCUAGCUGAGGUACAGAGUGAGAUUGAACGGAUCUUUGAGCUGGCCCGGACACUGCAGCUGGUAGCCCUGGAUGCUGAUACCAUCAACCAUCCUGCCCAGCUGGCCAAGACAUCAUUGGCCCCCAUCAUCGUUUACAUCAAGAUUACCUCCCCCAAGGUACUCCAGCGCCUCAUUAAAUCCCGAGGGAAGUCUCAGUCCAAACACCUCAAUGUUCAGAUAGCAGCAUCAGAAAAAUUGGCACAAUGCCCACCUGAAAUGUUUGACAUCAUCUUGGAUGAGAACCAAUUGGAGGAUGCUUGUGAGCAUCUGGCAGAGUACCUGGAGGCCUACUGGAAAGCUACCCACCCACCUAGUAGCACACCACCCAACCCGCUGCUUAACCGUACCAUGGCCACUGCAGCCCUGGCCGCCAGCCCUGCCCCAGUCUCCAACCUCCAGGGAGCGUACCGAAUGCCUGGGGACCAAGCGCCUGAGCGGGCAGCGGGGGAGCGAGCCAGCUUACAUGAGUACCAGGGGGAGCUGGGCCCGGCGCAGGGCCUCCACGCCGGCGGCCACCCUCCGGCCCGGGCAGGCACCCUCCGGGCGCUGUCCCGCCAGGACACUUUCGAUGCUGACGCCUCGGGCAACCGUAACUCUGCCUACAUUGAGCUUGGGGACUCUUGUGUGGACAUGGAGACUGACCCCUCGGAGGGCCCCGGGCCCGGAGACCCUGCGGGGAGCAGCUCGCCUCCGGCCCGACAAGGCUCCUGGGAGGAGGAAGACGAAGAGGAGGAGCUGCCCGACAACCGCAAUCGGGCCACGCCCCGGGGCCCGGCCAAAGCCCAGUACUGUCCGGAGGGGGGUGGGGCCGUGCUGGGCCGGAACAAGAACGAGCUGGAGGGCUGGGGCAGGGCCGUCUACAACCGCUGAGGUUGCAGGGCCGGGCCAGGGAGGAAAGAGGUUUUAGGGUAAGGAAAGAGGGCGAAUACUGACCAACCUGAGGAGCUAGGAGAAGCGCGGGUGUCUCAUCUCCUGGGGCAUUUCGUCACCCCCACAUAAGGAGUCACCUCACCUAAGGAGCAAUAGCUUCCCCUCUGGGGGAGGGUACCUCACCCUUCUGUGGGAGGUUACCGCACCUGGGGGGCUAGCUCACCCUUGGGGGCCUAUCUCACCCCUCUGGGAUGCCUUUACUUCACUCUUUUUUAGAAGAGUAUAGGUAUAGAGUAUUCUCCAACUACUCUCUGGGGUGUGGUCUCACUCCCCAAAGGGGGAAAUGACCCUUCUGUGGGUGGGGUCUCAUUUCUAGGGGAUAGUCCUGCCCUUCUUGGAUGCCUUUGCUCACUCUUGUGGGAUAUCAUCUCACCUCCUGGGAAGUGGGGGGAGGGGUUUAGCGCCCCCCUGCAGAGUGUUAUCCUUCUUGGGGGGCAGAUAGAUCACCUGAGGGAAUGAGGUAAUUGCCCUUCUCCAUCUAGGCUAUUUACCUUCUUCUCUUUAGGGCGUUUUCUCCCCAAAGUUCGUUAACCUUUUCAGCCCCAGGUCCUAAGCAAAAGUCCUAAUAGGGUUGGCCUCUCCCCCUCCUACUCUUGGGGAACUGGGAAGGGUAGAGAAGAAGGAUUCUUCCUGGAUUGAGACUUGCACAGAACAUCCUUUCCAUGAGACCUAUCUCCUCCCUUGAGCCGUAGACCCAGCUCCCUCCUCAUUCUCCAGUUUCUUGGCAGCUUUGUUAGGAGUGGGGGGGUAAAGGGCUGAGCCUUUAGCUCUGUCCCAUUCACAUUGGUGGGGAGGGGGGUUCCAGGUGUGAGUGAGUAACCACCAUCAAGUUCAUGAUCACAGAUCCCAAGGGAGGGGUCUGGGCCCAGUGCCUCAAUCGCUUGAGGGAGGAGGAAGAUGGGAACCUCCCCCUUUGUUGGGGUCCGCCUGUCCACCCCCACGCUUCAGCCCCUGUCCCUGCUCCCCUGACCUUUGCUUCCAAUCGCCACUACACUGUACUCUUGCCAAGCCUAAACAGGAGGAGUCUUUCUCCUCUUCUCACACCCUUAACUCCAUGCCUCUGUGGUAGGGUACCCAUCGUAGGCUGUUCCCUGUCUCUUUUGGAAACCAAAAAUUGUUUUCCCUGUUCUUGCCCUGGAGACCAGUCCCUGCCCAGGCUUAGCAAGGAAAGAGGCCAGGGCCUUGGCUGGCAUUGGGGCAGUGCCCUCACCCGGUGGGCACCGUCCGUACUGACCUCAGUUUCUCCCUUUGGAAUCCCUGCUCGCUGCUGCUGUGUCUGCCUCUCGUGUUAUGAACUCCAUCUCCGGAUCCCCAGUGCUCUGAGGAGAGGCUGCCGGCCUCCCUGAGACCACCCUCCUCUCCCAUCCCACUUAGGGUUGCCAUCUUGACUUGGUGUUUGUAAUCCCCCCAGCUCUCUCCGGGGAAGAGAACCAUUUGUGCCAAUGAGGUCUGGGCCCUGCCUGCCUCAGGGAUGGGCCAUCAUGCCUGUCUCACCACCUCCUGUGCCAACUUCACCCCCGACCCCUCACUCACUUUGGGGGGGAUAGGUGACAACUCACUGGUCGGAAGACACCACUGCCCGGCCUCCGUCCCACCUCCCCCUUCUGUCUCCUCCUGGACGGCUUUCCCUCCCAUCUCUCGGUUGAGUACUUUGCCAGAUAGAUAGUAAAAAAAAAAAAAAAAAGCCCCCUUCCCCCCUCCCCCCCAGUCCUUUCCCCAAGCCUGGUCCUUUCCCCCGCCAUGCAUGUAGGAGCAGGUGCGCGCAUGGACAUACUCGUGAGCUGACAUGCAUGGGAGAGGGAGGGGUGCGGGGGAACAGCGUUGGCAGGGGGAGGGGGGAGCUAUGAAUAAAAAGUGCCGGAGCUGUUGACUCAGAGAGAAAGUCA